Messenger RNA from Syngnathoides biaculeatus (alligator pipefish), 4864 nucleotides. RefSeq names its product protein kinase C and casein kinase substrate in neurons protein 3. The record is from RefSeq and is a predicted model, not a curated record. Gene Ontology annotation, cellular component: plasma membrane; endosome; cytoplasm. Gene Ontology annotation, biological process: plasma membrane tubulation; regulation of endocytosis; cytoskeleton organization. The transcript has 11 exons. Bases 1794 to 3023 code for a protein of 409 amino acids. NCBI's taxonomy places the organism in Eukaryota, Metazoa, Chordata, Actinopteri, Syngnathiformes, Syngnathidae. Gene Ontology annotation, molecular function: phospholipid binding; protein binding.
CUAAUCACUGGCUGCAUUUAAGCUUGUCCGAUCCAGGAAUCCAGCGUCAGAGUACUGAGGCGUGUUCCUGUGGUCCUUCCAUGUCUCCCGUUUCGCUUGCCGUUCCUGGGACACCGUCAAAGCUGUUCCACCCUCUCCCGCGACCAGCACCUGUCUUGUUCCGAUGGACCACCAUCACUCCUCGGAUAGCCUACCCCGCCUGAGCUUCUCCCAAAUAAAUCCUUUUCAUAUACUUCCUACACCCACACUUCUUUUAGGUCCAGUAGGAUAUUGUAUGAUUACCAAUCGUGACGGGGCCGCCACAAAUAAAUGUAUAUGUGGGAAACCCUGCUGCGAUUUUGUCACUUAAAAAUUAAAAUGGUGGCAGAUGUAUAUGUCCUCCCAUUUAACAAGUUUGAAUGUGAUUAAUGAUACCUGAGCUGAGCUACAUCCUGUUUUUAAGCGGGACUGCACCUUUGUGCAACAACAUUUUAUUUUAUUUUAACCUAUACUGAGCAAGACAUAAGACCAAUUUAGACUGAUCAUCACUUUCUUGCAAUGGUGACCUGGCCAAGAAGGCAGCAAGUUACCGUAAUUUGUCAAAAAUAAUGUGUCAUGUUUUCCAAAAUUAUUUUCAAAAAGUCAAAGUGCAUUAUAUUUAGGUAUGAAUGAAAAAUAAAAAAUACAAUCACAUUGUAUAGUCACAGGUACAUAGAGUGGUAGAAAAAAAAAAGGUAUCCAUAAAAAUUUCAACAUGAUAUUCGAUGUUGUAUGUUACACAUUUAUAUAUAUAUAUUACAGUUAUGUGGCCACCAACUUGAAUUUUAAACUAACCUCUGUGCGGUGGGUGUUUUUUUUUUGUUUGCAUUUUAUGAUCGUUAGCGUAGCAUAUUUGUUGCUACUGCACCAAAUAUAAAAAACGACUCCCCGUGAGUUUGUUAAAAUGUCGACUACAAGGGCUAAUUGUGCACCCACUUUUAAAAGAAAUGUCAUCACUCCGGCUGAUGACGCAACCAAACUGGAAGCAAACAACGUGUACUGAAACUACGUAGUAUGAUCGUAGGAUCAUUUAAAAAAUAGCGUACACAAUUGAAAUGGUCGCAUUUUUAAAAGUGCCCAUUACGCCCAUUUCUACGUAGUUUGACCUCGUUUUGAUAGCAACUUGACCUUCUGAAGAUUGUAGGCAAACGGGGGCAAGAGGCUGCAUUGUUAGCACGGUGGACCUUCCCCUCAAAGCGUUGACAAUAAUGAGGAAUAAAGGGAACCAAGACUCUUAGGAUUCAAAAAAUGUUUCCUCACAGACGCCAUGGAUGGCACGGAGGAUGACAUGCUGUGGCAGGAAGAUGGGAUCACUGUUCAUGAAUGCAGGCCUGUCCCAAGAUAUAUAUUACCACUGCAUCAGUCCAUGCACAAAUAUUAUUAUUAACGAUUGUUGUACUAACAUUUUUUUAAAAAACAAUAAAAGUACAAACCUAGCAAAAUAGAAAUACAGAUCAUUCCUCAUAUUUUGAGCAUAUGGAUUGCAGCCAAUUGGUGGUGGACAUUGUUCAUUGGUAGAAGGGUUUUCCUUAUUUUUUAGGUUAAAUUUGGGAGUGCGGAUUAUAUUUCAGGACACAUUACACUCGAGAAAUUACGGUAAAUCCCAAAUCAAUCACAUCCAAGAAUAUUUCUGUUUAUUUCACCUUGGCUCUCAGAACUAUACAACACUAAAUGGAGUUGUACAAAUUGUAGGUCACAUAAAGGGUGGAAAAAAGUUUGAAAAUAAUUUAUUUUGGUCUAAAUUAUUUUACAGGACAAAAACCUGGCAUGUAAAAAUGGAUGUGAAGACAGCAACCACAGCCUUAUUCCUGGUUUUGUCUUCUCCACCUGAAACCAAUAUGUCGACAUUGCCAACCAACAACAACCACGAGGAUGCCAACAACCGCAGCUUCUGGAUGCCCGGCAACUACCAGCGCACGGUGCGCCGCACAGAGGACGCCUUCCAGGCGUGCGGCGACCUGGCGACGUGCUUCCAGGAGCGGGCCCGUGUGGAACGUCAGUACGCCGUGCAGCUCAGCGAGUGGAGCAACAAGUGGAAGCCGAAUGUUGACUCCAGUCCUCUGUAUGGGUCCCUGCUGAAGGCCUGGCAAUGCUUCCUGUCUUCAGCUGACCGUCUUGCAACACUGCAUGCAUCCAUCUGCCGCUCCCUGGUGACUGAAGAUGUUGAGAAACUAAGGACAUGGCAGAAGGACUCCUUCACCAAGAAGAUCUUUGGGGGCUUCAAAGAAGCCCAGGAUGCCGAGAACGGGUACGCCAGGGCACAGAAGCCCUGGACCAAACGCCUCAAAAAGCUGGACAAAGCCAGGCGGGCGUACCACAAGGCAAGCCGCAAGGAGCACAGCGCCCGGGAGCGCGAGUCAUACGCUCAAGCCAAUCAGAACGUGGCUGCAGAGAAACAGAAGAAGAUUAAGGAGGAGCGAGAGAUGGUCCAGCAGGAGGCACACAAGGUGCGAGCCCGUUACGAGAAGGUGCUGGAGGAGACCAAUCGUUACGCCCCUCGCUACAUGGAGGAGAUGGAAGCCAUCUUUGACCAGUCGCAGGACGAGGAGCGCAAGCGCAUCGUCUUCCUCAAGCAGGCCUUCCUCUCCUUCGACAAGCAUCUCGACAUCACCACCAAUGAAAGCAUGAAGGAAGUUUACAGCCAGCUUCAUGCCACUGUGGCAACCAUCGAUGAGCACGAGGACCUCCGCUGGUGGAAAAACACCCACGGGCCCGGCAUGCCCACUGACUGGCCGCACUUCCAGGAAUGGGCGCCUGAGAAAAAAAAUAAAAAAGGGAAGGAGGUGAUUGAAGACAAAGCAACUUUAGAGAAGAGCGUGAAGAUUGUUGGCAUGAGGGUGCGAGCGUUGUAUGACUACGUCGGCCAGGAGACGGAUGAACUAUCCUUCAAAGCAGGUGAAGAGUUCACUAAGACGGAGGAAGAGGAUGAUCAGGGCUGGUGUCGGGGGGUCAAGGACGAUGGCCUGGAAGGGCUUUACCCUGCUAAUUACGUGGAACAGGUUUAGUGAAAAAAAGAGAAGACUUAGUCAACUAAAUCCUUAAUCUCCUGUGGAUGUUUGCUUUGUCAGUAAAAAAAGAAACACAAAAAAAACCCAAUGCUGUUCAAAAAAAAUGUAGCUGUUAGCCAAAGAUCUGUGAACAAUUUAACAUGCAGAGAUUUUAAUUAAGAUAUUUUUUUGCUGUAAAAACAGACAUGUGGGGUCUUUUCCGAACUUCACCAUAUUACCACAAACAUUUUUUUUUUGUCUUUUCCUACUAACUUCCAUUCUUAAGUUCGUUUAUGAAGUUCUGUGCCGGAGUUUCUUCACGAUGUUCAGUUUCUGGUAUGAAGUUCCAUAAGAAAUUUCUGUUAUGAAGGCAGGUUACAGUGGUAUGCUCCAAAAGUAUUUUCUGAAAGUACAUUUCUGAAUGUACUUAUAUAAUAUAUAUCUGAAUGGACAUGUAAAAAAAAGUAGAACGUAAAUACAAAUACAAUGUUACGCAUGUAUGUUCCAAAUGGACAUCACAAAAUUUUGUUUGGAAGGUCCAUCAUGAGGCAUCAUGGUGGAGUACCUUCACAGUUCUGAGGACUGGGGUUCAAAUCCGAGCCCCGCCUGUGUGGAGUUCGCACGCUCUCCCUGUGCUACGUGGGUUUUCUCCGGGCACUCUGGUUUCCUCCCACAUCCCAAAAACAGGCAACAUGAAUUGGACACUCAAAAUUCCCCCUAUGUGUGAUUGUAAGUGCGACUGUUGUCUGUCUCCAUGUGCCCUGCGAUUGGCUGGCAAUCAGUUCAGGGUGUACCCUGCCUCCAGCCCGUUGACAGCUGGGAUAGGCUCCACUCGCUGCGACCCUCGUGAGCAUAAGCGGCUAAGAAAAUGGAUGGAUGGAUGUUGUGGCUCUAUACAUUACGGAUACGUUACAAGGGUGUGCUUCAAUUGUUUAUUACAAAGUCACAUUACGAAGGUACAGUUAUGUUUCAAGUGUACAUUUCAAAUGUACGUUAAUGCAUUUACAUUGGAAUGGUACCUUCAUACAUUAAUGAAUGAGCGUGAGGAAAGUACGUUAAGAAGGUACUUUACAGAGGUACAUUACCAUUCUACAUUACAAAUGUUGCUUGACUGUAGUGGUAAUGUUAAUUGUAGCUCAACUUUGGUGUGACAACAUAAGUUAUCUGGUGUUUAUACAUUGUACAUUACUACAUUAUUCCAAACGCAUCAGCGAUGCUAACGAGACAUGCUGGACGCCAUGCCGUCUGUACUUAAUUGUUCUUUGAAACUGUGGUGCUGUAAGUCUUAUUUUAUUACACUUCCUUGUUCAUGGGAAACUAAGUCUUCAUAGCAAUAUGGUCUGAAGUUAAAAACCAGCGACCAAUUGCGCAAAACACGGAAAAACCACUUUUGGCAAACAUGUGUCUUUAUAAAUAUAUUUGAUCUUUAUUAUUAUGAAUUUAUAUGGUUAAGAAAGUAACAUUCCGCUUUGGUCUUGUCCUCUUUAUGUGUGUGUAUCUCUUUGUUGCCCAAAUUUUUGUUUUUUAGCAAAUAAACUUUGGAAAUUUGAAUGUGUUGCAAAUGUGUUUGUGCACGGGCUUGAGUGAGUGAUAGUGUCGUCGCAAUUGGGAGUUUUCACUUGUGUCACUCGUCAGGUGUGCGCAUGCAAAUGCACUCAAGAGACACCCUGUGGGGCGUCGGCAGGUCAAGCGUUGCUCUAUGUCCGGACAUGACGAGUUGAGUCAGAGCACAUCUGACGUCCGCAUAUGCCCGCCAUCUUAGCACCAGUGAUGACAAAUUGGCCUGGUGAAUACCUCCAGUCCACACAUACUUUACCCGCAUAUUUCCAAUUUGCUACUAGUAGAUUUACUGAGUACCA